AUGGCCGAUCCUGCGGGAGGUGUGCCUCAACAACUGUUACCUCAUAUGCACCUCGUUUCGAGUUAUCGGUACCCCUUGAUGAACAACCUCUCCCACGAAACCGCCGUUGAAUACCUCAUCUCUGCCCCCAAAGUUGUACGAGAGCUACAGACCAUGCAUUGGAUGUUCCUUGAUGGCCCGCCUGAUGGAACCGUGAUACUCGUUUGGCAGCCGCUGAAUCAUUUGGGAACUAAUUUCGCUAGCGAUGGUUAUGUGUGGGCUGACGCUGAGCAGCUCUACAGCACAGAAAUAAGAGGCUAUAAUUUGGAGUUAUAUCUUCAGCGCUGUGGAUACCAUCCUCCCAACGAACAGAUUGCUACACAUUGCCGAAAGCGGUACCGCCUUACGCCAACCAAAAACCCGAAUGCGAACGUUCUUCCCUGUGACCCAUCUUUAUGGAUAAUUCACUACUCUAGAACGCCCGCCGGGGAUCAAAUACCCGCUAAUCGCAUUCUUGUCACCCCCCAGAUGCAGAAUAUCCUUGCCCAACGACGUUUCCUUCAAAGCCAGGGACAGCUUGUGCGCAAGGAGUUCAUGCUUCAUGACCGAAACAGUUGGCCUACUAUCAACCUUCCCCCGCAAGUAGGACAACAAAACUUUAUGCCACACGGUGCUCCGUACGCAAACCCUAUGCUAGGCCGGCAGCAAUCUGGCCCAUUUUACCAGCAACAACAAGGUCAGAACUUACCAGGGCCUCAAAGCAAACCCUCAAGAUCGAACCGCGCCAAAGAUGUGGGCGACGAGUUCUGGAGAGUCGAGGGACAUUUAGACACUUCUACGAGGGAGGAGUCGCCUCCGGUUGAGUAUUCCGACAACCGCCCCAAGGCGAAGGUUGAUGAUAUCAUCAACAACCUCCAGAAAGCUUUGGGGAAAUCGAUUGUGCGCAUCACAGAAAUUUCCUGUGUUGAGGAAGGAGGUCUUCAGAAAAGAGUGGUGCCGCCUGAAACUACUAGUGAUUCUUCUCGCAGAGAUAUUGACAUGGGCAUGAGCUUACGUCAAGCAGCUGACUCCAAGCAACAACAGUCACCAUCACAUGCUGCUUCAGCAGGUCCGGUGCCAACCCCGGUAGCUGCUCCAACUACCCAGCAGACUGAAGUUGGAAAGGUUUCAGCUCUUCCAGCAGGCGCCACCCUUCAAACACCGUCGACAUCGGGGCUGCCACUUCCCACCGAGCCUUCCAAACCAGAUGGUAGUGGCGAUGUCGAAAUGGGUGGAGUUGAGCUUGCAAAUGCUGCUGCUGCCACCACCAUCACAGGAAACCAAACGGGUGAAUGGGUGAUCGUCAGCAAGGAAGAGGGCGCGGCGCCACAGGAUGCUAGUAUCGCUGUUGUUUCCGCUAUCGAAGGAGGUUACAACCACCCUACGAGCACAGAAUUGACAGGCGCAGCGGCUCCAGCACCAGUAACAGCAGCAACUGGAGCCGACAUACCAGUCAGUGAGCUUCAAGGACUAAAGUCUGCCGCAAAUACCGACCUGAGCGAAGCUAGCGCCCUAGAAACAAGUAAUUUUGACGAUGCAGCUGAAUUCAGCAAUUUGGAUUCCGUUGCCGAUGCGUUGGCGGCGUACGGUGAGCAAAAUGACGACUUGGGAAUGGGAGACCUCGAUAAUUCUGCAUUUGGGGAAGCUUUUCAUGCUUCGGAGGCGGAGCGUUGA
Molecule: messenger RNA, 1692 nt
Organism: Histoplasma mississippiense
Lineage: Eukaryota; Fungi; Ascomycota; Eurotiomycetes; Onygenales; Ajellomycetaceae
Exons: 5
Coding region: 1-1692 (563 amino acids)
Biological process (GO): chromatin remodeling
Source: RefSeq, a predicted model, not a curated record